CUAACCCAGAUAUAUAUAUAUAUAUAUAUAUGAUAUUUAUCAUUGUCAGAACCUUUACAAUUUCAUCGACAAUAGUACAUACGUUUUCCCUACCCAUUGAACUUCCGCAGUUAUUUGAGUAAUCGUUAUAUAUGGAAAUUAACUUGCUUUGUGAGGAGAGGUGGCAGUGCAGCCCUGCAACACCCGUUCAUCAUCAUGCAACCAAGCUUUGCAGUUUCGAGAACUACUCAUGUGGUGGUUCGUUUUAUAUGACCAAGGAAGACGCUGAGCAGGCCCUUGUAAUAUACCUUGAGAAGGAGAUCAGUUUCAUACCCGCAGCUAAUUAUGUUGAGCAUCUCCGCUCGAAAAACUUGACAACUGCUAGGUCUAGAGCUACUCAAUGGCUUUUCAGGACCAGAAAUCGCUUGAAUCUCUCUUUUGGAGCUGCUUUCCUUGCUGUGAAUUACCUUGAUCGAGUCCUAUCUAUGAAUGAAUGCAAUGGAUGGAAAGAAGAUUGGAUGGUUGAGUUGUUGUCGGUUGCGUGCUUUUCUGUUGCCUCCAAGUUCAGUGAAACCUGCACUCUAACCUUGCAUGAAAUUCAGAUGGAGGAUUUGGGGCAUUCAUUUCAGUCAAGCACAAUCCAGCUAAUGGAAUUGGCGCUGUUAGAGGCCCUGGGAUGGUGCCUUGGCUCUACUACGGCUUAUUCGUGCACAGAACUGUUGUUGUGGAGUAUUGAUUCCUUGAAACCUCAGCUUCAUGAGGAGUGUAUUACCCGAGUCACUAAGUUGCUUGUUGGAGCCGUUUCAGAUUCAAGAUUUCUGGAGUUUAGGCCAAGUGUUGUUGCAGCAUCUGCUCUUUGUUGCAGCCUAGACGAGUUAGUUCCAUCAAAAUCGGAUGCUCACCUUUCCUCUAUUACGAGACUCCUUAAUCAAGCUCAAAAGGAUGAUUUGGUCAAGUGCCAUAGGGUCAUGGAAGCUCAGAAGUAUGGUCCUCUGCACAAUUUAAUACAUUAUUAUGACUGCCCUCCAAGCCCUACAACAGUAUUGCAGAAGCAGCCCAUUGACAUAUACGAGUGCCAUGUCGAUUUCUGUUUCUUGAAGACGGGAAGUGCUGGUCCAAACAGCAUUUAUCACGGAUCAAGUACGAAGAAAAGAAAGAGAGAAGAAAAGUAGGUAAAAACUGUUCUUAAAGAAAGCAUCAUCACGGUCUACCUUUCUCCAUGUUUGUAACUGUUCGUACGAAGGACAGCACUUAAAGUUAAGGUUGCUAAAAGAUCGAAAUGGUACUAACAAACGCAAUUCAAUAGAUAAAUGAUGACCAUAAUCAGCCUAAGAUCUGUACUGAUUGGUCAUCUCCCUCACUCCAGCUUGUGGGCUGUCAAUCUCAGCACUAAAAUGCCUUCAUCUUUACAUGCUACUCAUGUCAUGUAGUACUGUAAUGAUGUUCAUGUUCUUGGCUGUAGCUGUAUUCAGAAGUACUUGGACAAUAACUAUAUCUUUUCGUUAAUAAUAAAUUGGAAA
Messenger RNA from Carya illinoinensis, 1499 nucleotides. Its product is annotated as putative cyclin-D7-1. Gene Ontology annotation, molecular function: cyclin-dependent protein serine/threonine kinase regulator activity. The record is from RefSeq and is a predicted model, not a curated record. Gene Ontology annotation, cellular component: nucleus; cytoplasm; cyclin-dependent protein kinase holoenzyme complex. Gene Ontology annotation, biological process: mitotic cell cycle phase transition; regulation of cyclin-dependent protein serine/threonine kinase activity. NCBI's taxonomy places the organism in Eukaryota, Viridiplantae, Streptophyta, Magnoliopsida, Fagales, Juglandaceae. The coding region runs from base 132 to 1151 and encodes 339 amino acids. The transcript is spliced from 6 exons.